AUGCUUACUCCACCUACAACAGACAAUCGUAGCCGGCCACACUCGCACUCACGAUCGACAUCGCCCAUCCGUGCUGCACCCUACCACACCAUGAAGAAGCCGCAUCAUGCUGUUAUCAAUUCGUCACAGAGCAAGUGGCAACAGCUAGUAGUUGGGGCCAGUUCAGCAGCCGGCACAACAGCAGCCGUUGUGAGCGAAGAAUCGAUGAAGUGCCUAAAGUACUGUCUCAGCUGGCUUCAAUACGCCGUUCAACACAUCGAGCAACAAAUGACUCUUUUGCGCAACUUUCUUGUUUCGCUUGCAACCGCCCAAUCUUCCUCUACAUCUAAUUUGUCGACAUCGCUCUCAGCUCCCGGGCAGAAAUCUAACUCACCUGCACUAUCGUCAAUAAAAAAGGACAUUGUUGAGACACUACGCAAAGUAGUCGACGUUAUCAGCCGCUAUGCCGGAACUUCUUUACCCCAACACGCCAAAGUAGCUGUUCGCGGCUUUAUCCUUAACUUACCCGGUCGAUGGGCAAGUCUAAAUGAUAUUCACUCGACCGCCACUUCUCCUGCAAGUUCACCAAUGCUUGGCCCUCGGACUCACGAAAGUUGUGACAUGAACGGUCUUCCACGCGUUGGGAACAAACGUCAAGAAGAGACGGCCAUUCGACUACUCACAUUUGGCCAAGAGUCUGUUGACAUGCUUCAAUCGAUCUCGAGUGUGUUUUCAGAAACUGUUGAGCGUGCAGAGCUCUGGCUUGAUCGCCUUAGACUGGUGCGUGUUCCAGGCAUCAGUGCAGCUGAACAGGACGACAAACAGCAACACCCGGACAACCAAAAUAGCAACAGCAACAGUGAUGAUCUUGACAAUGUACGGCUGCCACCUAUUCGAACACUCGAUCCACCAAAUCACUAUUCUUUUGAUCGGACUGAAAAGAUGGAUUUGGAUCACUAA
Molecule: messenger RNA, 939 nt
Organism: Phycomyces blakesleeanus NRRL 1555(-)
Lineage: Eukaryota; Fungi; Mucoromycota; Mucoromycetes; Mucorales; Phycomycetaceae
Exons: 2
Coding region: 1-939 (312 amino acids)
Biological process (GO): regulation of transcription by RNA polymerase II; phospholipid biosynthetic process; endoplasmic reticulum unfolded protein response
Cellular component (GO): endoplasmic reticulum; nucleus
Molecular function (GO): transcription corepressor activity
Source: RefSeq, a predicted model, not a curated record